Messenger RNA from Manihot esculenta (cassava), 2266 nucleotides. Its product is annotated as serine/threonine-protein phosphatase 7 long form homolog. NCBI's taxonomy places the organism in Eukaryota, Viridiplantae, Streptophyta, Magnoliopsida, Malpighiales, Euphorbiaceae. The transcript has 4 exons. The coding region runs from base 64 to 1710 and encodes 548 amino acids. The record is from RefSeq and is a predicted model, not a curated record. Gene Ontology annotation, biological process: meristem maintenance; meristem development.
UUUACCGGGUCCCAAUGAUCCAUCUUUGCUAUAUGCACAAGCCGAACAUCGGUCUGAGGCUAUAUGGCAACAAAUUGUAGAAAGUGGGGCGAUAAGUUGCAAAGAACGAGUACAAUUUUACAUGUGGACAAUAUUCCAAAUCAAAUAAUACCUCACCUGCGACGUACAGGUUUUUAUGGCGUAAUACGGUUAGAUUUUUUUGCUUUGGAUUGGCACUUAAUUACUGCUCUUGUUGAGCGGUGGCGACCAGAGACCCAUACAUUUAUGUUUCUCGAAGGGGAAAUGACCAUUACCCUUCAGGAUGUGGGACUAAUAACCGGGUUGCCGGUCAAUGGUGCAGCUGUUACAGGCCAAUCACGCCACCAUUGGCCAUCAGUAUGUGAGGCAUUAUUAGGUGUCGUUCCACCUAAUAAUGCCAUAAGAGGGUGUUAUUUGAAAAUGAUCUGGCUAGCUGAGGAGUUUAGUCAACUUCCAGAUAAUGCUGAUGAGGAAGUUGUACAGAGGUUCGCACGAGCAUAUAUUAUGAGGGUCAUUGGAUCUAUUUUUAGUGAAACAUCUGCUUCGAGUGUGAACCUAAUGUUUUUACCUUUGCUAGCCGAUCUGAAAGAAGCCGGCAAUUAUAGCUGGGGUGGGGCAUGUCUGGCAUGGUUGUACAGACAGUUAUGUAAGGCGACAAAUCCUAAAAUUAUGCAGAUGGCUGGUCCAUUGUUCAUACUUCAGAUAUGGGCAUGGGACCGUAUCACAGCAGUAUCGUCGAUACUGUCUAACCAAGUACCACAUCAUGAUGCUCCACUGGGCAGUAGGUGGAGUAAUGCCAGACAGAUAACAGAGGUUGUCACCCACGUACUAGUGGAGCUGCGUUAUCAGCUUCAUCGAUUAUUACCCGAGCAGGUAAUUUGGGAGCUAUACACUGAUGCCCUGAUUGAGUCGCUCCCCGAAUAUUGUCGCCAAGGACGAGAAAUUUGGAGAGCUGUUGUCCCACUAGUCUGCUUUCAUAUUAUAGAGUGGCAUCAGCCGGAUCGGGUCAUGCAACAGUUUGGUAUGCAACAGCAUAUUCCUGCUGAACCACAACAAUCUGCUGCACUCCAUGAUGUUGAUUUGCGGAAGAGCGAUACAAAUUGGGCAGAAGUGCACUCUCAUUGGAUCGCGCGCUGGAACACCCGAGAUAGAAGAAUAAUAACUGGCCCGCCAGCAACAGAGCCACUCCAUUUUCAUUCAGAGUAUAUGGAGUGGUACCGUAGGGUGUCCAGACGCUGGAUUUCAGUUAAAGGAGCGGCAAUGGGAUCAGGGGAGGAUGGUCUGGAGCAUAUGUAUGCUAUUGCUACCAAUCCGACCACUGGGAGCAUGACAGCUAUUUGCGACCUCAUACAGUCUGUUUCUUUUUAUAUGAUGGAAGAGAGGAGGCAAACACAGUUGCCAGCUCCACAUCCAGCACCUGUUGCACCACCUAGCAUGGCUGAUCCAAAUGACCCACCUAUUCCAGAUUCAGUUUCACGUGGUAGUAGGGGUAGGACUCGUGGUCAUGCUAGGAGCCGUAGAAGGGAUCACGCACAAGCAGCACAAGGUGAGAGGGAUGUGCAUCCAGUGCCUCCCCCGAUACAGUAUCAUCAGUCACAAGCAGCACAUGAAGAUGCACCAAGUACAUUCCAUGUGCCACCCAGUUCAUCUCAGGUGCCACUCUUAUUAUUGUCUUGUUUGAUUUAUGUGUAAUGGUGAUGUCUCUAAUUGUGAGUUGCUAAAUUCAAUAUUUCCUUGUUGGUGAUCUCAGAUUACGAUUUGAAUGGAUUAAUUAUGGCUAUCUAAAUAUUACAGCUUUUGAAAUUUGGAUUUGAAUGGAUUAACUUUAAACAUGAGGGAGCAUGAUUUGAACACUACACAUUUUAACAUGUGUUGACUCCUUGAUUUGCUAUUCCUCUCUAAGUUCAUGGUGAUUAUUCAACAGAUGAUAUUGGUUUGAAGUUGGGCAGGCCUGUUGAUGAUAGAAUGAAUUAGGAAGAGAUUGAGGUUGUCGGUGCAACGUAAUCGAAGAGGUUAAUUUUAGGUUCAGAUAAUCCUUCCAAUUUCCAGCCUUAUAAUAUUCAGAUUCAGAAGCGCAGCUAUAUGAGUGGUUUCUUAGAUAUUAAGUUGAUUUUGUCAUUUUUCCAUGUGAAUAACGUUAGCAAUUUGCAACCUUAUGCUUCAUUAUAAUUUUUGUUAUGCUUUAUAUUUGGAUGGUUACCUUGCUUAUGUUUAACAUGGUUGCGGACAGUGAAUGCUUUUGAAUGAA